Messenger RNA from Polistes dominula (European paper wasp), 2808 nucleotides. RefSeq names its product beta-1,4-glucuronyltransferase 1. The record is from RefSeq and is a predicted model, not a curated record. Lineage: Eukaryota; Metazoa; Arthropoda; Insecta; Hymenoptera; Vespidae.
CGAAGUAUACCCCUUCUCCCUUUCUCUCUCUCUCUCUCUCUCUCUCUCUUUCUUCUUUUUUUUCCUCGUGCUUUUCUCAAACAAGCAUGGCGAAAAUUCUAAUCUAGUCUGAACAGAUAAAAUCUGCGCUGUGCUUUAUUUCUUUUAAAUAAAAGCGUGUUUUUAAUUCUAUUAUUUUAUUUUAUUUGAUUAUCAUUCAUUUAUUUAUUCGAAUUGAAAUUGAAUUCUCUGUUUUCACGGUGUUGUGUUCACAUGCAUACAUAUAUAGAGCAGCAGAGCAAAGAAGAGGAAACACAACAUGCAUACACCACCCUGCUGCCUAUCCCUCUAUAAGCACACAGAGAAAGAUAGAGAAGAACACACACACAAAAAAUGAACGAAAUUAGUUUCUGAGAUUAAGAAUCGUGGCUGGCGAAGGUUGUCCUUCCGAUAGGAAGGAAAGUAAGAAUAUAGAGAUUGGUGGUAAAAGAAAAAUAUCGAGGCUCGAGGAGGAGCAGGAGGAGGAGGAGGAGGAGAAGAAGAAACAGGAGGAGGUUUUAUUCGUUAAUUUGCAAUUUGCUGAUCGUGAAAGAAAUAUUUGUUUAUUAACGAAUCAACGACAAAAGUGGAAGGUAGAAGAGUGGCCGAGGACGAGCAGAAGAAGAGGGAGAAAAAGAAGAAGAAAAAAAAACGAAGGAAAAGGUGAAGAAAAGGAGAAAUCCCAUCAUACUCCUAUUAUUCGUGUUGUAAUACGAGUAUGAUCGGUAUAGCUAGGAGAAAUUGGGCUUUACGCCUAUCGGUGGUGCUUAACGUCUGCGUACUCCUUUAUGUGUGCGCACAUUUUGGAUCCUCAUCCGGCCCUUGGAUUGAAGAACCACAAACCAAUUGGGCUGCUGCUGCACCACCAGCUCCAGCCCCACCUGCAGCACAAGUACAAGGUUCAAGAAAUUCGAUUCUUCAAGAAGAUGGUAUUGUUAGUGAUACUGGUACUGCUGGUGGUGCUGGUGGAACUGUUGUUGCUGGAGCAUCAUCAUCUGUUGAUCGUCUUUCGAAUGGUACAUUGAUAUCUAUCCUUUCUUCUUUUUCUUCUUCCUCCUCGUCUUCUUCAUCAUCAUCUUCUUCUGCUUCUUCUUCUUCUUCUUCUUCAUUGUUAUCACCUAUCCCAUCCUUUUUAACAAACAAAAGAAACAAGAAGGAAGAUGUUUCGAUGAACGAAAUGACUGGAGGGAUCGUCACUAUAAAACCCACUUCAAAGGAGGCCAAGGUCAACAAAGUACUUGACGAUACGAUUGGACGAGACGAUCUUCGUGCUCGUAAUCGUACGAAAAACAUCAAUGGAUCAGCACCAGCAUCAGCACCAGCACCAGAAUCAGCUGCCACUUUGAAGGAAGCCAUAUCUUGCAAUGAAAAAUCAUUAGAACCUAGAAGAGCUCAACGUGGUGACUAUUGGGUUCUAUAUAAUUACGUACCUAUGAGUAUGAAAGUUAAAUGCUGGGAAAGUGUAACUUACACUACUCAUGCCGAUUAUACCUUUCUGGAUAACUUGGAACCUUUGUUAGAACGUUGGAGAGCACCAAUAUCGAUCGCGAUGCAUGCUCCUGGCACAGACUUUUCGGCGACUCUAGACGCGAUCAAAUAUUCCAGAAAUUGUGGUAGUCCAUUGGUUUUUCAAUUAGUGACAUUUCAUGUCUUUUUCAGCAGUAAACACGUGCCAAAAUCGGUUCCACCAUCGGAAAAAGUCAUGUCUGAUGCGUACAAUUGUACGUUGGGGCCACCCUGGGUCAAUAUAACUCUUUCGAAGAUGUACAAAAACGAGAAGAAAUUACUUUAUCCCGUUAACGUUGGAAGAAACAUAGCAAGAGAAUCUGCACCAACGUAUUAUGUAUUUGCAAGUGACAUUGAAUUAUAUCCAAGUCCAAAUCUUCCGGAAAAGUUUCUUGAAAUGAUUCGUAAGAGGGAUCAAGCGGCAUUACUUAAAUCUAAUCCUAAGGUUUAUGUCUUGUCAAUCUUCGAAAUUAAUGAAAAGUAUCGGCCGCCGAACAAUAAAACUCAUUUGGUACAAAUGUUGAAAGCAGGAACAGCUAUUCCAUUUCAUAAGAAACUUUGUUCCGGUUGUCAUAACGUUCCACGAAGUAAGGAAUGGCAGGAAGCACCUGAAACCGAAGGCCUUCAUGUAUUUCACGUUGGAAAACGUACGGGUAGCUUCGUUCAUUGGGAACCUAUUUUUAUAGGAACUAAUGAAGAACCUUUAUACGAUGAACGACUCAGUUGGGAAGGAAAAAGUGAUAAGAUGCCCCAGGGUUACGCACUUUGUGUCCUUGAUUACGACUUUCUCAUUCUGGACAACGCUUUUUUGGUUCAUCGUCCCGGUAUAAAGAUCUUCAAAAAGGAUCCUCAUCGAGAAAUGUUAACUGCUAAGACGAAUGCUCUAAUUAAAAAAAUUAUUGUACCGGAAUUAAAAAUCUUGUAUGGCACGAGAAAAGGAUGUGCUGUCUAGCCUCUGCCACUACGAGCGUCCUAGCGCUCUAGAUAAACAUAUAAAUGCAAACAUAUACUGAUCAGCUCUUAUUGAUAAUGAGCUAACAGUUUGAUCUUAAAGUUUCUACGCCAAUAAUAUACAGGAAACACAACUUAUUAAAUUGUGUUGAUAAGAAUGGUCAUUCAAAAAUAAUAUGUUCCAUGAAAUUGUGCCAAUUCAAUGAUACAUUUAAUCAAAGAUUCACACAGACAUCCUCGCUUCUAUCAUUAAAACAAGGUAUCUUUUAGAAUUAUUUUCUUUUUAUUUAAAAUAGUUUCUUUAUAUAUAUAUGUUCCAUAAGUGAAAAUGAA